Rhipicephalus sanguineus (brown dog tick) is the source of this 5886-nucleotide messenger RNA. RefSeq names its product PRKCA-binding protein (gene PICK1). The transcript is spliced from 12 exons. The record is from RefSeq and is a predicted model, not a curated record. NCBI's taxonomy places the organism in Eukaryota, Metazoa, Arthropoda, Arachnida, Ixodida, Ixodidae. The coding region runs from base 229 to 1569 and encodes 446 amino acids. Gene Ontology annotation, molecular function: protein kinase C binding; protein domain specific binding; phospholipid binding. Gene Ontology annotation, biological process: intracellular protein transport; dendritic spine maintenance; positive regulation of receptor internalization. Gene Ontology annotation, cellular component: postsynaptic early endosome; postsynaptic density; synaptic vesicle.
GCGUGCUGCGCGGGUAGGAGCGUGGCGGUGCCGUUCGUUCCAUGCCGCAGGUUGCUGCUGCGCGAAUGGUGCGGUACCCGUGAAAACGUCCAUCACUCGCGGUUUCUUCUCGUCUCUUAACAUCGCCGGCGCCUUCUCGGAGCCCCGAAGUCAUCGCAAACAUGCUGGAUCUCGAAGAGAACUGCUACUUCGAGGAGGACAAAAUUGGCGGCGCGGCGGGCGCAUGCUAUGUCUGAUGUGGCGGGUGGCUACCAGCUUGUGCCCCAAGAGGACCCAGACGACUCGCCGGAUACCUUCUACUUCUCAAUGGAGGACCGCAUGGGCAUGACAGUGACCUCUGGCAGCGUGGUCAUCCAGAAGGAUGACAGCAACCUCAUCGGCAUCAGCAUCGGAGGAGGUGCCCCCCUCUGCCCCUGCCUAUAUGUCGUGCAGGUGUUUGACAACACACCGGCUGCCCGUGAUGGCACGCUGCAGUCUGGCGACGAGAUUGUGGGCGUCAACGGAACUGCCGUCAAGGGCAAGACCAAGGUCGAGGUUGCCAAGAUGAUCCAGAGUGUCAAGCAGAAAGAAGUGACGAUCAACUACAACAAGCUCCACGCGGACCCGAAGCAGGGCAAGACGCUCGACAUUGUGCUGAAAAAGGCCAAGCACCGCAUUGUGGAGAACAUGAGUUCCACCACCGCAGAUGCUCUCGGUCUUAGUCGGGCCAUCCUAUGCAACGACAGCCUGGUGAAGAAGCUGGAGGAGCUGUCGAGGAACGAGCAAAUAUACAAGGGCCUCAUGGAGCACACCCAUCACAUGCUCAAGGCCUUCUUCGACAUGUGCCACGUUUAUCGCACAUUUGGUGACGUUUUUGCCGAGAUCGGAGUUCGUGAGCCCCAGCCAAGGGCCAGUGAAGCCUUCACUCGCUUUGGCGAGGCUCACCGAAGCAUUGAGAAGUAUGGCAUCAAACUGCUCAAGACUGUGCGACCCAUGCUGAGUGACCUGAACACGUACCUGAACAAGGCCGUACCCGACACCAAAUUGACCAUCAAGAAGUAUGCAGAUGCGAAGUUUGAAUACCUGUCGUACUGCUUGAAGGUCAAGGAGAUGGACGACGAAGAGUACGCCUACCAGGCGCUGCAGGAACCACUCUACCGGGUGGAGACGGGCAACUACGAGUACCGCCUGAUCCUGCGCUGUCGUCAGGACGCCCGCGUGCGCUUUGCCAAGCUGCGCUCCGAUGUGCUCGUCAAACUCGAGCUGCUCGACCAGAAGCAUGUGCAGGACAUAGUGUUCCAGCUUCAGCGGCUGGUGUCCGCGCUGUCCCAGUACCACAGCGACUGCCACGGGGUCAUGAAGGGCAGCUGCAUCUUCCCCAUUGAGGUGGACCUGUCACGCUCCACGUUCCACUACCCGGACCCUUCUGUCAGCCCCUACCAGGACGAGGAGGAAGAAGACGAAGAGGAUGAUGAACUGCUCUCGGCCGGCUCGGGGCCAUCCACAGCCGAUGGCAACAGCGCAAGUGCCUCAAGCUCGACCACCUUGGUUGCCGCCGCUGUUGAGAAGUCCCUGCUGCUCAACGACUAGUCGGGGGCUACUCCGGUCCUUGCCUUGUCUUGGCCACGGUUCCGGCAGUCACCAUCUUGGCCCAGUUGACCGUGGCACUGUGAAGCUGAAGGUUUAAGUGACUAGUCAUUUUUUUCUUGCAGCCUUCUGCGCUGCCUAGUCGGGACUUUCUAAAACGGGUGUCUGAGGAGGUGUUUGUUAUAAAUUUUCAUCGCUGCAGCGAAUUCUCAACUGGUGCAGUGAUGUCUGAUGCAUUCCACAGCCACACAGGCCUACCCUCCUGCUUUUGCAUCCUGCGCAGAGUCAUUCCAGCGGCAAUUAAACAUCUGUCGGGUUUACCAUAUGUUUGCCUCUUACGCAUUUUUGAAUUUCUUUGUAUGUAUAUUGAGGAUCUUGACGUUUAAAGAAACAGAAAUUCAUUUAUAUUUAGAAUAUUUUCUUGGCCUUUUGGCUUAUAUCCCCAUAGACUUGCAGGCAAAGCUCAUGUGAUGUACAUAUUUUUAUGUGUCCGUCUAGUCAUAUUUUCUGAAGUGACGUGUGUGCUACAUGGUGUUGAAAUCCUGACACAGUAUUCGAGGAAUAGCAACAAUGAGCAUUUGUACAUCUAAAUUGUAUACGGAGUGAAGACGAUGUGCCAGCAACAAGUUUUUAUAUUAUUUUGUGUUUUUGUCAUGAACGCACAUGUAUGACUGGAAUCUGUUGAACUGCAACGUACUAUUACGCACAGCAUUGAACACCGGUGUAAAGCUUUCCAGGUUGCAACUUACAAUAGUUCUAACUUCUCGUGCUGCAUGGAACUUGAUCGCAUUAGUGACUUGCACGACACGCUUACUUAACGAACGAAUUGAGCAUUCUUUUAUUACGCGUGUUUUGCGAUACGAGAUGCUCGAAUUUAUUUAGCCUUCCAAAUAUUUUGUGUUCUUUGUCUCACCGGGUCAUUUAGAGUUUUUCAAGGCUUUGUUUUUUUGCUCUUUGCAUGUAGUACUUUUGCUUAACUACAUUUGAGCCUCAAUAUAACGAAUGUAGAUGUAAUAAUUUAAAUGUAAGAUGUUCCCAAGUAUUAUGGGCAUCUGAAAAAUAAAAUGCUUAUACCAAGUAGUAUUGAGCAUAAAGUCGUUUUUUUGUUGGAUGCAACUUCGUUAUAUAGGGACUCAACUGUAUCGAUCUCGUGCCCGCUUGUCUUUCGAAGGUGGCUGAUUUCUAGGGGUGUGCAAAUAGAGAAUUUUCCUACUGAAUCGAAUGCAAACUGAAUAAUAUUUGAAUAGUUUUCGAAUUGUAAGGCAGCGUUUUUUAAGACAGCACUAGAAAUUUACGUUUUACUUCAAACAAAUAUUCUCAGACUUUCACAAACAGACAUUACGAUUACUUUAACCGCGAAAAAAUGCCGCAAUUAGUAAAUUGAGGUAACCUCUUACACAGCGGUGGCUAGAGCCUUCAUGAUAUUUUGUAACUGCAGGAUUAAAUACAGUGAUUACUUCAGUAUUCAAGGUGGUGCUUUAUCACCAGCUUUUUCACAAGACUGAGGCAUCAAAAUUAAACAAUGUUUUAUAAAUCAAUGUUAUCAUGAAUUUUAUGAUGAUACUGAGUUGAGGACACACUCACUUUGGCAACACUAAACUAUUGAGAAAAAACGGCUUCAUCCGAUCACUAAAUGGGUUAUGAACCACCCCUCAAGCUUGGUGAGAAGGUAGGUUCUAUUUCAAAUCAUUUUUGCAAAAUCCUGCAAGGUGGCAGAAUCCAUAUGGAUUUCUCAAAAAGAAAGCUCCUUAGUUGCCAAAAAAUUCAUCCUGGUUCGGGGAUCGAACCGGGGACUAACGCCUUUCCAGGGGCCGUUGCUCCACUGAGCUAACCAGGAAGCCAGCAGUUGCCAGCGCAAGGGCGAAUACAUCGACAACUGGAAGCACAUGGACACAUAUUGCUGGAAAUCAGUUCUGCGGAAUUCUGCAAGAUGGCGGAAUGGUUAAGAAGAAAGGGAAAUUGACAACCACUCGUUCGUAGCACGAAGUCACAAGGAAAUUCUUACGGAUUUCUCAAAAAGAACGCUUUUUAGUUGCCGAAAAAUUCGUCCUGGUCAAUGGAUCAAACCCAGGACCAACGCCCUUCCGGGACGGUCGCUCUACCAGCAAUAUGUUUCCAUGUGCUUUGAGCUGUCGAUGAAUUCGCCCUCGCACUGCCAAUUGCUAGCUUCCUGGUUAGCUCACUUGGUAGAGCGACUGCCCCGGAAAGGCGUUGGUCCCGGGUUCAAUCACUGACCAGGACAAAUUUUUCUGCGACUAGGAAGCUUUGUUUCUAUCCGUGUGGAUUUCCUUGUGACUUUGUGCUACAAAUGUGUGGCUGUCAGUUUCCCUUUCUUAAAAUACGUCCUGCAGAAUGUAGGUGCUGCUCUGAACAGCUCAGCCAAGUCUUGCAGUCGUGCGUGGCAAGAAGCGUUUAUAAGUGGAGUGCGAAGUUGGAACUUUCUCAAGCAUGCUCUCUUCAUUAGAGGCCUGUGCUCACUUUCUUCGGUGGACAGGGCACCUGCUGUAUGUCUGCAUACAGCAGAUUGCUGCCAUUGGCCAGUAGCUGGCAUAAACCUAGAGUGCCAUUUGGAUCCGAUGCGCUUCUUGCAGGAGUGCCUCAAUGUGCCGAAGCCGUGCUCCAUAGUAUGCUAACAUUACACAGUGAGCCACACUAAUACACAGGAAUCAUAACGGGAGAGAGUGAUCGCGUUUCAUCACGUGCUCAAGGCCAUGACGCGUGCUGACGUAACGUCCUGCUCCUGUGCCAUCCGUCCCUGUUUAACUUCCAGCGCGAUCGUCAGGACUAGGUGCACGACAUAUCCGUGUAACUCCGCUUGUUCUUGACAGAUUCGAGAAAUGUCUGUGGCAAUCAAUUCGCGAGGCAGUAAAAUCUGAUAUCGAAGUCAUUCGAUGAGUACUUGGAAAAGUGGUUCAUGAGACUUUUGAAAUAGCAUCGAUAGUCCCGUAAGAGCUUGGGCAGCAUGCAUUUUGGUGCUUCAGUAAUUGAAACAAGAAAAAUGACCCCUCACUGUUCUAGAAUUUUAUUUGUUUCGGUUUUUUCCAUAGGUGCUGAUUAUUCAAAAAGUAUUAGAUGAAUUCUCGGCAUUUCGAAUGUGCAUUAUUCGAUUGGAGUACCGAAUUUAAUAGACCGCUAUUCAAUUCAUUACUAUUUGAAAAAUUUUCUAAUAUUCGCACACCCCUGCUGAUUUCCUUUUCUUUAUUUUUCUGUUUUUAAUAACUUUGCCUACAUGAUUCUUUUUUGUUCUUUGGUUACGAAAGAAUGUCAACACACUUGCACUGCACUAUUUUCAAUCUCUUGUUUGUCAUCGUGCAAGAUUGUCGAAGCCUCAUGAAGGGAUGGUGGCACCUCCUGCGUUCGUUCUUGCAACACGUUUUCUUCCAGAUUGUGAUUCUUGCUGGUGGUUCAGAGCAGAAACGGCGUUAGUGUGUGUUUGAAGUCUUCCUGCAAUGGUGUGUCUGUAUCAAUGCACCCCCUGUCUAUCUCAAGACGUCAUUGUAAAUCUUUUUUAACGCUCUAGCACCUAUGCACAUCCGACAGAAACAGAAAUUUCAUAUUUUUUUCUAGCAAAGAUUUAUUUACAAGAACAGUCCAGAUCUGCCAGAAUCCCCUGAAUAUUUUUGUGAUUUAAUGAUGUCUGAUAUGAAAAAAACCCUUGGAGGCACAUAGCAGUAUGAAACACUUACUGGUGUAUUGAAGUACACUUGCAUUAAUGUGACAGUACAGCCAACAGUUAGUGAAGUUUAUGGCACAUUAGAAGAUAUUUUUUGUGACACUUAAAAAUGUGCUCUAUAGUGGCAAACUAUGCCAGAAUUCGCUAUGACAUUUAUUGAUGUUGACGUGAUUGGCAAAAGUAAUAUUCUAACACAGCCACCACUGAAAUACUUCCUCUAUUAGCUCUGUACUAGAGCUGGCCUCCUCUCUUGAGCGUCUUUCCUUUGGACAUGUGAUGCCUUAAAAUGUGCUUGCCCUGUCCCCAUCCUUCUUGUGUGGCUUCUAAGUGCAUUGGUGGCAUUCAGUAUGUGCAAGCAUUUAGAAUUAGCUCACUGCUCAUGCGAAUUCAUGACACAGCGUUUGAUACAUUCGACUGCUGUGCUUCAGUAUUGUGUGGUAGUGUUUUGAUCUGCCCAGCAGGGGAGAAACAAUAAAUUUUUGUCUUAAUUUGAAAGUGAUGUGUAAAAAUACUAAAGAGCUACAUCGAUAUAUACAGCACAGUUGUUGUAGAUUGUGGAUGCUAAUCACAUAAGAAAGUGAAAUGUGCAUGAAGAUAUAUAAGUAGAUUGCACAUUUUUGUGAUGGUUGAAUUGAUAAUGACAGAUU